Molecule: messenger RNA, 978 nt
Organism: Theobroma umbraticum
Lineage: Eukaryota; Viridiplantae; Streptophyta; Magnoliopsida; Malvales; Malvaceae
Source: RefSeq, a predicted model, not a curated record
CCAGGCCCAACGCCAAAGACAUGACAUUUAAAACGGUGUCGUGCCAGAGCCCCGGGAACAGAAUGACUUUCCUCAAUUAGAUUGCACUGCUGUGACGAAAGCAGCCAGAUUCAAACUGACCCGAUCAGAGCGUCGGAUUCUGAUUCAAGAGCUUGAGGUGGCGGCGGACUUUCUUCUUAUCUAGAAUGCUUCAUUCAAAUGAGUUCAAUUCAUUGAUUCUUCUCUAUGUUUUAAUCUUCAUUAUCAGCAGCUCAAUUUUCAGUCAUGGAGAAAUGCUUGACGGCAGCGUUUUGAAUGUUGGGGAGGAGCUAAAGAAGGAAACUUUACCUUUACGAAUGGGUUCUCGAGUUUACCAACUACAAGGGCUCAAAUCAUUAACUUGGUACGAAGUGAAGAUAUCGUAUCCAGCUUCUAUCCCUGCGAGUUUUUCCUUGCAACUGAAGAAGGGGAGUUCAGAUUCUGGGUUAAAAGGGAACAGAAUACUGUUGAAUACAGAGAAGUUGAUAUUCAAGACUGAUAGUCUUGACAUGAUUAAUGAUCAGGGUGGGUUGCACGUUUUGGUGACUGUGGAACCUGAAGGUUUUGUUGCAAUACCCAACACAAAGGAGAGAGAGUUCAUCAUCUUUAAUAUUGUUUGCGAUGAACUAUUGUUGGGCAUCCCUUACAAAGCUUGGUGGGUUGUAGUCUUUGCCUUGCUGUGUUUAGGAUUGGCAUUGGUUGUUCCUCGUUAUCUUCCAUCAUAUCUGCUUGUUGGUCAAAAUGUUGCCAAGCAGUCCUGAGACUUGUCUUAGGAUGAGGAGUAAUGGAUUAUCAUUGCCACCAUUUUCGUACUGUGGAGCAUGUUUUAAUUGUUAUGUAAGGAGAGGUGUUUCUGUAACAAAAUUUUCAGAAAUGUAGCUCUAGCAACCUUUGGAAAUGUCGAACAUCUGCCUUACUGAUGCUCAAAUGCAGCAAAUCUUUGUCACCUGUUUAUGUUUG